This is a messenger RNA of Trachymyrmex cornetzi, 180 nucleotides long. Its product is annotated as probable cystathionine gamma-synthase. The record is from RefSeq and is a predicted model, not a curated record. Gene Ontology annotation, biological process: transsulfuration. The transcript is spliced from 2 exons. The annotation marks the transcript as partial. Lineage: Eukaryota; Metazoa; Arthropoda; Insecta; Hymenoptera; Formicidae. Gene Ontology annotation, molecular function: cystathionine gamma-lyase activity; pyridoxal phosphate binding. Gene Ontology annotation, cellular component: cytoplasm.
UUAUUGAAGGCAGGAGAUCAUUUGAUUGUCGGAGAUGAGCUGUACGGUGGAACCAAUAGUCACAUCCGAAAAUGCAGUAGCAGACAGGGCAUGACAUCUACCUUCGUUGAUAUGACUGAUAUACAAAACAUUAUAAAUGCCAUACAGCCAAAUACAAAGAUGAUAUGGCUAGAGACGCCG